Messenger RNA from Punica granatum (pomegranate), 639 nucleotides. Lineage: Eukaryota; Viridiplantae; Streptophyta; Magnoliopsida; Myrtales; Lythraceae. The record is from RefSeq and is a predicted model, not a curated record.
UCCUUCAUAAGCAAAUAAAACGCCGGAACUUUCAUUCUACAGUGCAAGUUUGCUCCGUUAAACCCUACGGAAAACACUUGCAAUCUCCUCAGAGCUUCAAUGGCCUCUCGGUGUAGAUCUCUCGCAAGGCCAUCCGUGUCCCUCCUCAAAUCCACCUUCCAAAAGUCCACUCCCAAGUCCAUGCCCUCCUCUCUCCUGUCGCCUCGCUCUUCUCCCACUUUCCGAAGGUCUGCUCCUCAGCUGGGCAGUCUCCACUCCCUGCUCCCGCUGUACUCGGCAGUGUCGUCCGCUCGGCUUACCUCGUGCCUCGGAAUUGACUCGAGAAGCUCGAGGUCAAUGUGUCAGGAAUUAGGCCUUGGCGUUCCUCGAUAAAAGUCCACUUCAGAAUGGGUCCGUUGGUUCUAAGACAAAAACUCGAAGUUCAGGCUCCAAUUCUUGAACUGAAGAAAGAAAAUUCACCUCUUCAUGGGAACUUCUCCCUUGCACUGUUAGAUUUGAUUGAUAAGAGUGGACCUGAGUCCCCCUUUUGCUGUUGCUUUCUUGAAGCACUGGAUCGGAAUCGAGAUUGAGCAAAUUUGCGGAAUUUAGUGAUUGGUUCCAGUUUAUAGAGAAUUGUUCUCUCUUUACCUUUCCAGAAUA